Messenger RNA from Daphnia carinata, 492 nucleotides. It is a transcript of the gene Rpp21, whose product is annotated as ribonuclease P protein subunit p21-like. Gene Ontology annotation, biological process: tRNA processing. The transcript is spliced from 3 exons. The record is from RefSeq and is a predicted model, not a curated record. Lineage: Eukaryota; Metazoa; Arthropoda; Branchiopoda; Diplostraca; Daphniidae. The coding region runs from base 80 to 487 and encodes 135 amino acids. Gene Ontology annotation, cellular component: nucleolar ribonuclease P complex.
UCAGAAGCAGUUUGCAAUGGAAAUGGAGCGAAUUCAUAAUCUCGCUUUGGACUACUUGCAGUAUUUCUAAUUAGGAAGUAUGAGUGUUAACAUGUGUGGCAAGAAGGCUAAUGUAGUUGGAUCUGAUGGUUUUCAUAGGAUGAAUUUCUUGUAUCAGGCAUCUGUUGUGAUGUUAAAUGCUCUCCCGACUUGUCCAUCAUUAAGUUCCUUUUAUGGUACUAAUAUUGUUAGUAUUGGGAAAAAACUUCAACUAAAACUGGAUCCAUCUUUGAAGCGAACUAUGUGCAAAGGAUGUAAGGUCCUUCUGAUACCAGGCAAGACAGCAGAAGUUAGCAUUCAGAAACCAAUGACUUCAAAGAAAAAAAAAAGACAGAAAAAGUACAAUAAAAUCCAAGUCUGGAAAUGUCUGCUCUGUCAAUGUGUGAAAAACUACAUUUUAAAAUCUGAUUAUGUAUUGUGGUCAGAGCAUCCAGUGCCCUCCACGUAACAAAA